Molecule: messenger RNA, 1277 nt
Organism: Erythranthe guttata (spotted monkey flower)
Lineage: Eukaryota; Viridiplantae; Streptophyta; Magnoliopsida; Lamiales; Phrymaceae
Product: mitochondrial dicarboxylate/tricarboxylate transporter DTC
Source: RefSeq, a predicted model, not a curated record
GCCCUCGUAUUGUUCGUCACUCAGAACCUCACUCUCUCUCUUCGCUCGAACGAAACUAGAGAGAAGAAAAAUCAAAAGAAAAAUUCGCGAAAAAUGGCAGAUGAGAAGCCGAAAUCACUUGGAGUUUGGCCCACUGUGAAGCCAUUCGUUAAUGGCGGUGCCUCCGGUAUGCUCGCUACCUGCGUUAUUCAGCCCAUCGACAUGAUCAAGGUAAGAAUACAGCUGGGCCAGGGAUCGGCAGGAGAAGUGACGAGGAACAUGCUUAAAAAUGACGGUGUUGGUGCCUUUUACAAGGGUUUGUCUGCUGGGCUUCUUAGACAAGCUACAUAUACAACUGCACGGCUCGGGUCAUUUAGGAUUUUGACCAGCAAAGCAAUAGAGGCCAAUGAUGGGAAGCCUUUACCACUCUAUCAGAAGGCUCUGUGUGGACUAACAGCAGGAGCAAUCGGAGCAAGUGUUGGUAGUCCUGCAGAUUUGGCACUCAUAAGAAUGCAGGCCGAUGCAACUUUGCCCCUCGCCCAAAGGCGACAUUACACAAAUGCCUUUCACGCCCUUUAUCGAAUCACUGCCGAUGAAGGAGUGCUGGCACUGUGGAAAGGUGCGGGCCCCACUGUUGUGAGGGCUAUGGCACUUAACAUGGGUAUGCUUGCAUCUUACGAUCAAAGUGUCGAGUUCUUCAAGGAUUCUCUUGGUUGUGGAGAGGCUGCUACAAUUGUUGGGGCUAGUAGCAUAUCGGGAUUUUUUGCUGCGGCGUGUAGUUUGCCGUUUGAUUAUGUGAAAACCCAAAUACAGAAAAUGCAGCCAGAUGCUGCAGGGAAGUACCCGUACACUGGCUCUCUCGAUUGUGCCAUGAAAACGCUCAAAGCUGGAGGUCCUUUCAAAUUCUACACUGGAUUUCCGGUGUAUUGUGUUAGAAUUGCCCCUCAUGUCAUGAUGACCUGGAUAUUCCUGAACCAAAUCCAGAAAUUUGAGAAGACUAUCGGACUGUAAUCCAAAUCGGAGAGAAGCAGAAGCAGAUUUUUCGAACAUUGAAUCAAGAAUAAUGUUUUGGCCCAUACAUUGUAUUGGUCUGCGUUUUUUCAAUAUUUUCGCACAGAAUAAUGUUUCGCCGUCGUUCGAGGAUGAUUUUCGUAACAGAUUGUUUUGUAUUGAACUGAAUCAGAUUAAAGUAGGCAUUGGAUUUUUUUUUCUAAUAUUGUCUGAACUUGCUUUGAUUGAGACUACAACAGUAUGUACUUGUGUUUUAGCAAAAUAAUCAAAUCAAAUGUACUUUAAAA